This is a messenger RNA of Doryrhamphus excisus (bluestripe pipefish), 1843 nucleotides long. The record is from RefSeq and is a predicted model, not a curated record. Lineage: Eukaryota; Metazoa; Chordata; Actinopteri; Syngnathiformes; Syngnathidae.
GAUCAAGGAGCUCGUGAGAUCUUUUUACAGUUUUUUUUGUUCUCCUCUUUUUUAGACUGGAAUGAUGCUGGAUAUUUUGAGUUUUUGGUUGGGAGAAACAUCUCAGUAGCUCCACAUUCGGGUGUUUUUCUUACUUUUGCUGGAAAAUAUGAUAUUUGUGAGUUUCAUUUUAUGGGAUGAAUACAUUUAGGUUUGUUUUAUGCCCUUUUCGUUAGGAUGCAGGCAUCUUGAUAGGGAUCAGAGAUGUUUGGAGAAGAUCUUGGCCCAUGCGCACACGCCUGACGCACCCAUGGAGAGCUUUUUCAACCAAAGCGACUCACCGUGGCAGGUGAACGAAUCCAGCUGGUUCAACCUGAGCGUCCCGGGCGGGCAGAACCAGACGAACCCCCUGAAGAGGAACGAGGAGGUAGCGAAGGUGGAGGUGACGGUGCUGGCUCUGGUGCUCUUCCUGGCGCUGACCGGCAACCUGUGCGUCCUGGCCGCCAUCCACAGCGCCAAGCACAGCCAGUCCAGAAUGUACUACUUCAUGAAGCACCUCAGCAUCGCGGACCUGGUGGUGGCCGUCUUCCAAGUUCUUCCCCAGCUCAUCUGGGACAUCACUUUCCGCUUCUACGGCCCGGAUCUGGUGUGCAGGCUGGUGAAGUACCUGCAGGUGGUGGGCAUGUUCGCCUCCACGUACAUGCUGGUGCUCAUGUCCGUGGAUCGGUGCCUCGCCAUCUGCCAGCCUCUGCGCUCCUUGCACAGGAGAAAGGACCGCUUCUACGUGGUGUUCUCCUGGAGCCUCAGUAUGCUCCUCAGCGUUCCGCAGAUGUUCAUCUUCUCCCUAACGGAGGUGGGCUCAGCCGGUUCCGGGGUGUACGACUGCUGGGGGGACUUCGUUGUGCCCUGGGGGGCCAAGGCGUACAUCACGUGGAUCAGCCUGACCAUCUACAUCAUCCCGGUGGCCAUACUGAGCAUCUGCUACGGCUUGAUCAGCUUCAAGAUAUGGCAGAACUUCAAGCUGAAGACCAGGAGGGAGCAGUGCAUCAGCCUGACGCCCAAAGGCGGCAAAGGGGGCAGCACGCUGGCGCGCGUCAGCAGCGUCAAGCUCAUCUCCAAGGCCAAGAUGACCACCGUCAAGAUGACCUUCGUCAUCGUGCUGGCUUACGUCGUCUGCUGGACCCCCUUCUUCUCGGUGCAGAUGUGGUCGGCCUGGGACCCGGCGGCCCCCCGCGAGGCCACGCCCUUCAUCAUCUCCAUGCUGCUGGCCAGCCUGAACAGCUGCUGCAACCCGUGGAUCUACAUGUGCUUCGCGGGUCACCUCUUCCACGACCUGCGCCAGAACUUCCUGUGCUGCUCGGCGCGCUACCUCAAGUCGUCGCGGUGCCGCUGCGAGCGCGACUUUGACUCCAGCCACAAGAGCAACUCGUCCACCUUUGCCAUCAAGAGCACCAGCAGCCAGAGGAGCAUCACGCAGACGUCCACCACAUGAAUCCCACGCUGGCGUCAGACAACAUCGGUCGUCACGACGACUAUGGACCUAUGGACCUAAAGGAAUGUCGUUUUUAGAGCUUUAUUCCGAGCGUACAUAUGAUAAAAAUAAGGCCACAACAUUAGGUACGGCUGCAAAAUCAACACAAGAAUAAAGAAUCCGCAUUGUUGUACUCUGUCACUUGUAGAUGUGCUUUGUAGCGUCCAUGUGAAGAUAUGGACUAUACUGUAUAUGUAUACUGUACAUACAUUUACAAAAUAUGUUGUUUAUGUACAAGAAUAAAGUAGUAUAUUUACAAAAAAGUCACAAAUUUACAAGAAAAAAUCAUAAAAUUACAAGAAAAAAUCAUAAAAUUACAAGAAAAAUUCAUAA